Bursaphelenchus xylophilus (pine wood nematode) is the source of this 1193-nucleotide messenger RNA. The record is from the annotation of a GenBank genome assembly. Lineage: Eukaryota; Metazoa; Nematoda; Chromadorea; Rhabditida; Aphelenchoididae.
AUGUUGGCUCGAACUUUGGCCGUCUGGAGCUGGAUUGGCCUUCUGGCUGGAGUCAGUUGUGUGCUAGACGGGGACCCGGUGGACUGGAGUAGACAUGGCUAUUUGGUGAAGGUAUGUUUGUCAGCCCUGCUGCGAAAAGUGUUGCAAGUGUUAGGCAGUAAUUCAUAAUGUUCUAGAUUGUCGCCAAGCUUCCAGACAAAAGUGUCAAACUGUGCACUGGCGCCCUGAUUUCGGGCAGUUUGGUUUUGACAUCCGCUGAUUGCGUUGUGGACAGUGAGACAAGCAAAGAGUGAGACGAUUUGAAAGCAUUCUGCAACUGGUUCAAACCACUAAUUUUUCCCUUUUAGCCUUGAGGAAUUCGCCGUCAUAACCUUAAUCAAGAAACAUAAACGGCGUCUCUAUGGAUUGUUGGUCGAGAAGACUGAGAAAUGGGCGGUACUUCGGAUUGACACCGUGCCGACUGAUAAGGUUUGUGAAAGAUGAAGAUGUAAAGAUUCGUCAAGAGUUCAAAAUAAUGUUAUUCGAAAUUUUUAGUUGUGUCCGCCAGCUCCGCAGCCUCCACGUGUCCUCCGUUUAAACCAGAAGCCAUCCUUGAAGAGCUCUUCCACAUUCUAUGUCCCAAUCUCUCAGAUUUUGAAGAGCAAAUGUUACCUUCUCGGAUUCAAGACUGAGGAUGAUGGUGGGUAUUUCCAUUUCAAUGAAUCGCAAAACCUCUUGUUACUAAUUUCAGCCUCCAACUUCUAUCGCCAAAAACAAGUCUACCGUUUGGAUUUGUACCAAUUGAUGGAACCGAGAAGUGGCGAUAUUUUCUAUCGGAGUCUUGUCAAAGAAAACUAUACGGCUUGCUUUGUAAGUCUCUUCUCCCAAUUUUUAUUCAACAGCCUACGUUUUAUUUGCCUGGUACUUUCGCCGUUUAGGAAGACACUGGCGCGCCUUUGAUUUGCAACACCCCAGAAAGUGGCACCCUUCUUGUGGGGUACUUCCAAAGUCUAGGCCGCCCAAUCUCACCCGAUGCCGCCGAGUUAACAACCCCGAUUAGCACUCUCGAGGAAGCUUGCAGUGGGGCUUAUGAAAUGAACUUCGACUUGGUGAGCGACGACGAGCGUCUUGUGAAGCUGAUCGAAAAGGAGGACUUGGGACCAUUCGUCGAUAUUUAUCACAAAUGCGGAUUUGUUAAUUCCGAGUCCAGUUGA